AUGUCAUUUAAUUGUGAGGAUGACAGUCUAGGUAUUCAUCAUAAUCAUACCCGUAAUAACCACGGACAUGGCCAUGGCCAUGAUCACGAGCCUCCUGUACCAACAAACUCAGAUCAGUCCCUCUUCUCAUACAUCGACACUACAAAAAUCAAGUUAUUAAAUGGUAUUGCCAUGUCUCAAGGAAGUCAAUCUUCUACAUUAGAUAAAUCUUCAGUGUUUAUAAAAAAUAGAGAUAAUAAAUCUAAGAUAGAUACAUGGUUACAAUCUGAUACUGACUGCCAAUUGGUGGCUCAUUUGCCGUUUACUGGAGUUUGUAAAAUUGACUCGAUUAUUUUGAGAUGUAAUAAACCCAAAUUAUCUGAGGAAUUCGAUGCACCAAAGACAAUUCAGGUAUAUAAAAAUUGGAAAAAAAACUCUAAUAUCGAUUUCAAUACAUUAAAUUCCAACCAUAUUAAACCUAACUAUAAAAUAGAAUAUCCACAAAAUGUUGGAAUUGAUCCAACAACAACUACAGAGACUGAUGAAGAUGAAACCAGUAUGAUUGAAUUUCAUAUGCCAAAGGCAAAAUUUAAUGACUGUCACUCAAUAACUUUAUUCUUUAAGGAUAACUGGUCUGACGAUGAAGAUAAUUGUUUCAAAUUGUAUUACCUUGAAAUAAGAGGUAGUUUUACUGGGAAGCUGGCAAAGGACGACGCAGUACCAAUAGUGUCUGUAUAUGAAAGUGCGCCAAAUCCUUUAGAUCAUCAAAAGGUAGAAAGUGAUAAACCAAACAUUCACCUUGGUAUGUGA
This is a messenger RNA of Maudiozyma barnettii, 789 nucleotides long. Its product is annotated as PITH domain-containing protein. The record is from RefSeq and is a predicted model, not a curated record. Gene Ontology annotation, cellular component: nucleus. NCBI's taxonomy places the organism in Eukaryota, Fungi, Ascomycota, Saccharomycetes, Saccharomycetales, Saccharomycetaceae. The transcript has a single exon. Bases 1 to 789 code for a protein of 262 amino acids.